AUCGCGUACGGUGUGGUCGUGACGUUCCGUCUUAGAGCAAUACGUUUUACGUACUUCGUAACAUAAGUUUUGAUUGCGAUAAUUCAGCGGGCGAUUAUAACGGAUAUUGUGAAGUGAUUAAAAUUAUAGAAAUACCGCGGAACCUAAGGUUGUGUUUAGUGAAAGUGCAUAAAACUGGGACGAAGAAAUUGAAACUCUUGCAUUAAAAUAAAUAGAUUUAUGGAGUUCUCGACCGAAUAAUCGUCGCUGCGUGACGAUGCGAAUUGGAAGUUAGAAUCGUGGAUUCGUGGAUUUUCACGGGCUUUAUGAGGGAGAGAAGAUCUCUACCAAUAAGCGGCGAAGUGGCGGUCAAGGGUGAAAAGGAUGGAGGCGGCAGGGGAUUGGUGGUGAACUCAGUUUUAUGUGGUGUGGUGGAUGAACUAUCGAACGGCCGAGGACGCCGGGGCUCGUGGGUGAGACACGCAGUUAUGGGGGUGCUCAGGUGGAAGGAUUUGACUGGAGUGCGGACCAGUUCCCCUACUGAACAAAAAGAGGCGUCACGUGAGACUCGGCGGCCGGUAUCAGUCAGUGGGGCAACAGCCCCCGGGGACCGGUAUGAAGAGAGGAUACCGCAUGGACCGCCCUCCUCUCCUGGAGCUGUGGCUGCACAGCGGCGGGUGGCAGCCGCCUGCCUCGCCAGCAGACGACUUCUGGAGGAAAUCCUGGCUAAAUCUGGUACUCCACCAACAGUAGUCUUACCUCCCGGUGGUGGUUACUGGGCGGAUGGCGUUGACGACAAUCCCUCAGAUGAAGACAACGAGCCCCGUCCCCAACCGGGAACACCUCAGCAGGUGUCCAGACGGCCCAACAUAGACACUGACGACACCGCCAAGUACUACAGGCGGUUCUUUCUAGGAAAGGAACACAUCAACUUGGUCGGUUUUGACGCAAGCCUUGGGCCAGUAGUGAUGUCCUUGAAAAACGAACACAUGGCUGGUCAGGAUCACACCAGGAUACUUUUGCGACUGCGUACCGAAACUAUGCAUGGACUUAUACCUAUUACAAAUGCUGGCAACCUACCCCCACCGCUGAGAAUGGCGAAAAUGCUGAACGAACAAGUGAAUGUAGACAACUUCACAGCUAUCAUGUGUCUGAAUGCGUCGUCUAUGAUAGCCGCAUAUGAUGAACACGUUUUAGUGAACACUUUUAAGUUCGGCGUUUUAUACCAAAAGUACGGACAAACUACUGAGGAGGAUUUAUUCGGGAAUAAUGACACGUCGCCGGUGUUUGAUGAGUUUUUGGAUAUGUUGGGACAGAGGAUUAAAUUGAAGGAUCACAAAGGUUACCGAGGUGGUCUAGACAUAAUGAACGGGCACACAGGUACAGAGGCGGUCUAUGAAAGGUUCUACGAUCGAGAGAUCAUGUUUCAUGUAGCGCCGCUGUUGCCGCACACCGCGGGCGACGCGCAGCAAUUACAAAGGAAACGACAUGUUGGAAAUGACAUUGUCGCUAUUGUAUUUCAGGAAAAAUCAACCCCGUUCACACCUGAUAUGAUCGCUUCACACUUCUUACACGCAUUCAUCGUGGUUACGCCCAUAGAAGUCGAAGGGGAGACCAGGUACAAAGUGGGCGUCACAGCUCGUGGGGACGUACCAUUCUUCGGACCGACUCUCCCGCAGCCUUCAAUAUUCCGCAAAGGCCGCGAAUUCAAAGACUUCCUCCUCACCAAGUUAAUAAACGCAGAAAACGCAUGCUACAAAGCAAAGAAAUUCGCCGAACUCGAGCAACGAACCCGUAUGUCUUUACUCCAGUCGUUGGCUGAAAAGUUGAGAGAUAAGACUGUUGAGUUCCUUGGUACGGGGGCGCGAUGUGAUAUAGGAGCGGUUUCACCACAGCCUGAGGGAACGCCGAAGCAAGACGGACCGGCUACCAAGAUAUUUGAUACAGUUCGAAAAGUCAUAUAUAAUUCGAAAAUGAGAUCACCAAGUGUAGACACGAAUCUGUCCAGCGAUAGCAAUAAAAAUAACGCGUGCAAGAGAGUUUUAGCGCAUGAAAUACCAACCCCAAAUAGCGGACGAUCAAAGACGUCCAUACCAUCCUCAUCAGCCAGUGCAGUGUCAGUCCGGUCAGCGGGCGGUUCCGGUUCCGGCGAGUCCAGCCCGGAUGUGACGUCACGAGCGGCUGCGCCACGCCCUCCGCUACAUGAUCAUAGCGACGACUCCAGCCUGAAUUCUGUCGAUCUUGAUCCACUUGAUGACAAGGACUGGUUCAGUUAUGGUAAAAAUAUAACAGGCGGCGUUUACGUGGAUAGUGACACCGGCUUAGAAUCCAUGUCGUCAGCUGAAGCAGGCGCUGCCAAUAACAGAGAAGCAAUGGUACCUCCGAGAGACGCAGAUCAAUUACGGCAGGAGGUCUGCCGGCUUAAAAACGACAAAUUGGACCUUUUAAAACAGAAUAUUACAUGGCAAAACGAAAUCAAAUCACUGCGUGAACGAGUGAUGACUCUACAGGCCGAGUUAGCUGCGGUGGGCAAAGAACGGAGACGAGAAGCCACCAUUAUACCCAAUACUACUCAUGAUUCCACCGCUUAAAUUAUAUAUGAUAUAUGCAUACGGCUUGUUUUAACUUGAAACAGCGCCAUCUCUGUUUAUUGCGUUAAACAGAAGCAAACGAACGCUUGUAUGCUUGUUAUCUUUUUGGAGUUUAUUUUAUAAAUGUUAUUGAAAUAUUCGCGGUUAUUUGUGAGUUUUUGCUACUUUCCGUAGUUGUAACAUAGUACCUUUGAGAGAUACAGAAAAUUAGAGCGAUUUCUUUAAUUAGUAUUAAAACUCAAAUAUGCCGCUAAGUUUUAAUAUCAUCAAUACAAAAUUAGCUAAUCAAUGUCUUAUUUAAAUCAUUGAUUCAUUAACGAAUUUUGUGGUAGAAAUCUCAACGGAAUUAAUGAUUUGAUUGUUAGUGAAUUAGAUUUCUGUGAAAUUACGCUAACCCGGCCUAAUUAUAGUGAAAUAGUGCAAUAUAUAUAUUAUACUAUUUGUAGCAAAUUAUAUACUACAGUAUAUAACAAAUAUUUUUCCAAUAUUUUAUUUAUACAACGGACAACAGUAAAAUAUCCUAUCUUUAAUAAAAACUUAUUUUAUGCUUAUUUGAAAAGCUUCUAUUGCAUUGUUUAUAAUCGAAAUAAUCCAAUUUAAUUU
Pieris napi is the source of this 3173-nucleotide messenger RNA. It is a transcript of the gene RapGAP1, whose product is annotated as rap1 GTPase-activating protein 1. Lineage: Eukaryota; Metazoa; Arthropoda; Insecta; Lepidoptera; Pieridae. The transcript is spliced from 13 exons. Gene Ontology annotation, molecular function: GTPase activator activity. Bases 306 to 2570 code for a protein of 754 amino acids. The record is from RefSeq and is a predicted model, not a curated record. Gene Ontology annotation, cellular component: cytoplasm. Gene Ontology annotation, biological process: regulation of small GTPase mediated signal transduction; activation of GTPase activity.